GUUCUAACAGGUUGAGAGUUUUCAACAGACGGUGCUAUUUAACUUUCCACUGAACCGUUUAACAACAUGUUUCAUGUUUUUACCUUGUUCUGUUUAUCCUGCUGGAGCCUGACCGGUAUGUUUGGGGAAGAAAAAACUGAAAUGCAGUCUGUGUCAGUGAUGGAGGGAGAUUCUGUGUUUCUAUACACUAAUGUUACUGAAAUGCAAGAAAAUGACAACUUAUUGUGGAUGUUUAGAGAUAAAGAAGUAGUUAGAAUUAAUAUUAGGAAGCAAAUAUAUUUAAUAAAUAAUGAUUCUGACGGGAGAUUCAGAAACAGACUGAAGCUGGACGAUCAAACUGGAUCUCUGACCAUCACAAACAUCACGACUCAACACGCUGGAGUUUAUAAACUAGAGAUAAGGUCAGCACAGCUGUCCAAAAAACUAUUCAGUGUUUCUGUCUAUGUUCAUCUGUCUGUUCCUGUCAUCAUCAGUAACUCACAAUGUUCUUCAUCAUCAUCAUCAUCCUCAUCAAAUUGUUCGUUGUUGUGUUCGGCGGUGAACGUGAGUCAUGUGACUCUCUCCUGGUACAAAGGAAACAGUUUAUUGUCCAGCAUCAGUGUGUCUGAUCUCAGCAUCAGUCUCUCUCUACCUCUGGAGGUGGAACAUCAGGAUAAAAACAUCUACAGCUGUGUGAUCAACAACCCCAUCAGAAACCAGACCACACAUCUGGACAUCAGUCAGCUCUGUCACAUGUGUUCAGAAGCAGAGCCUAACUUUUAUUUACAACAAGACUCACUCCUUAAAGUUCUGAUUUCUGCUGCCGGAGGAACUAUGUUGACUGUUGCUGUAAUCGGGGGCCUCUGCACCUGCAGGAAGUGUAAAAAAAUGCUAACAAAGGCAAGUGUUAGCUUCUGUUUUUCAACAUGUUUAAUUGAACAUUUCUAUGAAUGAUAAUGGUUUAUAUGUUGAGCUCCAGUGACGUUUAUGGAUUAAUAAAUAUUGCACAAACCAUUAUAAUGUCAAAUUCAAAAAUCAUGUUUAAAAAUGUGUAGUUUGCUCUGUAUUGUUUUGUAGGAUGCUCGAUUUUUCACUGUUUCCAUUUCAGUCAGUGUGCUGAACUCAAGCUCUGUCGUGAAGCCUGUUUUUAGCAUCCAACACACCAAAGAAGCCAAUUUUAAAAGCAUUUCUUGU
Molecule: messenger RNA, 1173 nt
Organism: Puntigrus tetrazona (Sumatra barb)
Lineage: Eukaryota; Metazoa; Chordata; Actinopteri; Cypriniformes; Cyprinidae
Product: hepatocyte cell adhesion molecule-like
Exons: 4
Coding region: 67-933 (288 amino acids)
Source: RefSeq, a predicted model, not a curated record